Mytilinidion resinicola is the source of this 417-nucleotide messenger RNA. RefSeq lists its product as uncharacterized. The record is from RefSeq and is a predicted model, not a curated record. NCBI's taxonomy places the organism in Eukaryota, Fungi, Ascomycota, Dothideomycetes, Mytilinidiales, Mytilinidiaceae. The annotation marks the transcript as partial. The transcript is spliced from 2 exons.
UCUCGGAACCACCCCACAUCUUAUCCAAAAUUAACCUUCUAUGGCAUCCGCUUCUGCCAGCUAUUAGCAUCCGUAAUCGUUGCAGCAGAGAUGUUCUAUUUCGUAUGGCUGAUCAAGCACGGUGGCCAUCGAGUGCCCUGGAUGUUCUUCUUUCUUCAUGGGGCAGCACUCGUCACCGUUACAACCCUCGUCCUGACCACAAUACUGUACUGCUGUCACAAGCUCUCGGCGCUGUUCAAUGGAGCUAUCAACCUGGCUGCAAGCGCUCUGUGGGUAGCAGGGUUCGGACUACUGGCGAACGCAAUGAAUGAGACGAUCCUCGAUGCAUGCACCCAUGCUUUGUGGGGGAAUAGUACCGGGAUCAACAUCUGUAGGCUUUACAAGCUAUUAUUCGCGGCGAGUCUCUUCGGAGUGUAA